AGAGACAGGCAGGAGGGGCUGGGGGUGGGCUGCCAGCACCUUAACAGUUACUUAUCUGCUUGUUUUUCUGUGCUGACUGCCUGCCAGUCAGAACGGACGAUACACGAGGAGGAGGAAGGAAGGAAGGAGAGGAGAGGGCACGCCGUCUGAAGCUUUGCAUCUCCUUUGCAGUCUGCUUUUACUUCAGGUCCUUGCAAGUCCUCCGGCUUGUCCUCAUCGGCUUCCAGCUCGUCAAGUUUGACAUCAAGCAGUCCUUCAAUAGUUCUGCUCAGUCUGUCGUGAGAGUGCCGUCUCAACCGCAGCUCGACUCCUACGGCUCGUGCCCAACAAUGACACUCGUUUAGCGGGGCGAGGUCGAGGAGUUAUGACCAACAAUCUUCACUCUUCUCGCUACGGUGGCCAAAUGGCAACUGCCAGCAUUUCCUUCAGGUCUUUGUGAAGCUUCUAGUGGUCAUGACUGAGCUGGCCGCAUGCAAAAGGGGGAUGUCGGAAGACGAGUCUUGCUUGGGACAAGCUGUGAAUGGAGAGUCCUCAUCCAGUGACAGGGAGACGGAUAUAUUGGAAGAUGAGAAUGACCAAGCAGCUCCUUCAUGCAAUAUUUGCUCCCUUUCUACGGAGAAGCUGCCAGAAGAACCCAAAUCAGCCCCUGCCGACUUCACUAACAGCUGCAUUCAACAGGAACUAGAAUCCAAAAGCCAGUUCGUGUCAAAUGGAGAGUUCAGCGCAGAGCGAGAGUGGACUGAGAAGCCGUCCGCAUCGCUGGCUCCUCAGGUAUCGAGCAUAGGGCCCAACAGCGAGGAUGCCAAAGCUUGCAGUCUUACACAAAACACGGACACAGAGGCGUCGUCUUCCCAAGAAGCGGACUUUGCUUCGUUGUCUUUAGACAUCGAUGACUCGAUCGAGCAGUUGAACCAACUGAUCCUGGAUUUGGACCCCACAUUCAUCCCCGUGCCGACCAGCAGCACCCGCCUGUCACGAUCCACCUCCGUCCAAAGCAGCGGCCUCAGUCAGAAAGGAGACGGCCAUCUAACUGGCUGGCAGCAGCAGAAGCAGAUCAGUGAUGUGACUGACUACUCCAGUUUUUGGAUGUGCAACGCGGAUUUUCCUGGUACUGGGGAAGAACCUCAAAGAUUGGGGGCCGACCUGCUUGGCACUCCCUUCCAUUUGUCAUCACAGUUUUACUGUGUCGACCGCAGCGGGCAAAGCCAUCGCUUUGAAUCGGUGCCAGCAACUCCGGCCUUUCCGCUGUCUCCUCCGACGCCUUACGUUGAACACAUGUCAGAGUUUCCUCAUAUCAAGACCGGCGGCCGAUGGGGCCAAUCCAGCUGGACACAAGAUUCCCGAAGUUUCUUGGACAGCGUAAACCAUGGCGGCAGCUCUCUUGACGGAGAUUUGUUCACGUCCGACGUGUCGGUGAGCUCGGCUUCUUGUCCGCGGAUAUUUGGUUCCACAUCUUCUGUGUCAUCAAGCGGCCCCCUCCCGCAUUUAGACAGCUGCUCGCCGCCUCCCGCCUGGCACCAGCAAACGCCGACCUCCUCACAAGUCUCAACUCCCAUCAAGCGCAGCACACCCAAUGCCCUCGCUUCACCUCGGGCGGACUCGUCCUCCUUAAAUGGCGAUCUGGAGCACAGCCUGCUGCAGGCCGUGGAGGACCUGGGGGUCGGUGGGGAUGGGGAGCUCCCCCCGCUGUUGCCGGAAAAGAGGAGAGCAGCGGAAGGUGGCGACCUUGGCUCCCGCUUGCCUUCUCUCACCGGCUUUUCCAGUCCUCACAGUGAAGGCAGUCUCAGCCUUUCUUUCUCCUCACUGACCCCUGACCCCUUCAAAAAUUUAAGCCGGACCUCGUCACCCGGAGCAGAGCUUGGCAGUAAGCAGGACACUGUGAAGUUUGUUCAGGACACUUCAAAGUUCUGGUACAAGCCUGACAUUUCCCGAGAUCAAGCGAUUUCCGUGUUAAAGGAUAAAGAACCCGGCUCUUUCAUUGUCAGAGACAGUCAUUCAUUCCGCGGGGCUUAUGGAUUGGCGAUGAAAGUCGCAACUCCGCCUCCAUCUGUGGUGCAUCACAGCAAGAAAGUUGGAGAUCCAUCCAAUGAGCUGGUGAGGCAUUUCCUGAUCGAGUGUAUGCAGAAAGGAGUCCGUCUCAAAGGCUGCCCUGACGAGCCGUUCUUUGGAAGCCUCACCGCUCUGGUGUGUCAGCACUCCAUCACACCUCUGGCUCUACCCUGCAAACUCAUUUUGCCUGACAGAGAUCCGUUUGAGGAAAUGAGUGACUCUCCUGCAAAGACGGCAACAAACUCAGCAGCUGAGCUUCUGAAGCAAGGAGCAGCAUGUAACGUGUGGUACCUUGGCUCUGUGGAAUUGGAGUCUCUGACGGGGCACCAGGCUGUUCAGAAAGCUACCACGGUGACGCUCACCGCGAACCCACCGACACCGUCCACUGUUGUCCACUUUAAGGUGUCAGCGCAGGGCAUCACGCUCACAGACAACCAGAGGAAGCUGUUUUUCAGAAGACACUAUGCAGUCAAUACCGUCAUUUUCUGUUCCUUGGACCCGCAAGGCAGGAGAUGGACGAGAGGAAGUGCUUCUACAGCAAAGAUAUUUGGGUUUGUAGCAAGGAAAUCUCAGAGCGAGACUGAAAAUAUUUGCCAUCUGUUUGCUGAACACGACCCGGAGCAGCCGGCCAGCGCUAUCGUCAACUUUGUCUCGAAGGUCAUGAUCGGGUCGCACAAGAAGUGAGGCUGAAUGCCAAUGUGUCAAAGACAUGAAACAGACGCCUUCCAAAAAUAUUUUUUUCAUUUCUAAUACAGUUCUUACUGUAUUUAUUAAUUAUUUAAUUGCAGUUUAGAAUUGAAUGGUAGAAAUGAUUUGGCGGAGAUGGCCAGCAUUCCGAAAAAAACAACAAGAUUUUUCUCAAUAACUGAGCCAUUGUUUUGAAGAGCGUGGCAGUGUGCUAACACUGAGUGUGCUGCAAAAUGAUGCCGCUAGAGAGAGCAAAAGCUAACAUGAGUAUUUUCAACUCAUCAACUGGAUGAAACCAGAGCACUCUUGCUAACAGUCGCUUCGAAGAAGUUAGAUGGGACACGUAAUAAUUAUUGUGAAAACUAUAUAUAGUACGUGACUUGUCUUAUUGAUUGUCAGAGCGAGCAAUAAUAACAAAUAACAUUAUUUCACAUGAAAGACAGCCGUCUAUAAAUUUAUUGAUAAAAUUAGCCGUUUUAACUUUUCAUGUUUAUUUAAAAAGAGGACUUUGAUGUCUCUAAAACAAUAGGAUUUUUUCUCUUUGUGUAUGAGAUGUAUUUUUAUUUGUGUUGACUCUUCUCAAAAUAUUUAUCCAUUUAUCCAGAUAUGCUUUGUACAAAUGUAGUUUUCCAAAAAUGUUCAUGUCACGAACUGUAUUUUUGUACAUACAUAUUAUAUAUAUUCUGUACAUUAUGACAAAUAGAUAAUGUAACUCAGGAUUUAUGCUAUUAUGUCACAUGUUUUUUUAUGUAUUCUGUAGCUCAUUAAAAAAAAAUCAAGAUAUA
This is a messenger RNA of Syngnathus acus (greater pipefish), 3521 nucleotides long. RefSeq names its product tensin-1 (gene tns3.2). The transcript is spliced from 16 exons. The record is from RefSeq and is a predicted model, not a curated record. Gene Ontology annotation, molecular function: protein binding. Bases 454 to 2733 code for a protein of 759 amino acids. NCBI's taxonomy places the organism in Eukaryota, Metazoa, Chordata, Actinopteri, Syngnathiformes, Syngnathidae.